ACCCUUACACCCAGGCUUGGACCUUCCCUUUUAGGCUUACUGAAGGACACGCUCUAAAUUUGACGCUAAGUCUAACUGUUUCAUCUACCAUCCAUCAUGUGCCCAGAAAUCUCAGAAACGGACCGAAUAACUUACGAAGAAGCACGCAACGGAGCGGCUGCAUAUCUGCAAUCACGACUCUCAGCAAAAAACGAAGAAGCAGACAAAGAUUUUGAAAUACCAGUCAUCGACCUCGAACCAUCAUUCUCGGAAUCUCUCUCCGACCGCCAGAAAGUUGCAGACCAAAUACGCAAAGUAUGCACAGCAUCAGGCUUCUUCUACAUUACCAACCACCGAAUCCCAAAGUCGGCUUGCGACGGCAUCCUACACCAAGCCAAGCGCUUCAUGAAAGAGUUACCACUUGAAAAGAAAGAAAAAUUGCAUUUGAAGCACAAUAAAUUCGGAUUAGGCUGGGAGCCCAGCGAAUACACAUCCAUCGCAGGCGACAAGGAAGAAAAAGAAGUCUUCAAUUUCGCAUACGAAGCCGACCUCGACCCCACCGGCGGCGAUGGCCAGUACAAGAACCUCGAUGGAUCAACCGGUAACGCGAACAUGUGGCCCAAAGACGAAGAUCUACCCGGAUUCUACAGCGAAGUAAAAGAGUAUUACGGUAGUGUCCUAAACCUAGCGCGCCACCUCUUCCGCCUCUUCGCCCUCUCCCUCUCCCUCCCAGAAUCCCACUUCGACCCCCUAACCACCCACCCAGGCGGCAUCGCCCGCCUCCUUUACUACCCACCCCCUUCUUCCUCUCCUCCCCUCUCCACAGACGAAACCCAGCAAAUCGGUCUAGGCGCCCACUCUGACUACGAAUGCUUCACGCUCCUCCUCCCCUCCUCCACCCCGGGCCUCGAAAUUCUCAAGCCCUCCGGCACUUGGUACAUCGCCCCUUUUCUCCCCAACACUUUGAUAGUCAACGUCGCGGAUUUCCUGAUGCGCUGGACGAAUGGCAUGUAUAAGAGUACGGUGCAUAGGGUUGUGAAUCGCACGAGGGAGGAGAGGUAUAGUGUGCCGUUUUUCUUUUCAGUCAAUUAUGAUGCUGUUGUUGAGAUGUUGCCGGGGUGUUUGAAGGAGGGCGAGGAGGCGGGGUGGAGGCCAAUAAGAGCUGGGGAGUAUAUUUUGGAAAGGUUGAAUGCUACGACUGCUUAUGGAAAGGGGUUUCAGGUUUAAGGGGGGGGGGCAUGGGCGAAUUGAAAGGUGAAAUACUGGGAAAUCGGAUUUCACUCGUUUCUACUAUUCAGGAUUUUUGAAUUUUUGUUCAGCGUAGCAAUUGUCUUUUCUUCUCUGACUUUCAUGAAUUUCACCUUCUCAAGAAGACUUGCGGUAAAACAGAAUCAUUAUUCGAUCAUGAAUCUAGUUUUUC
Molecule: messenger RNA, 1399 nt
Organism: Bipolaris sorokiniana ND90Pr
Lineage: Eukaryota; Fungi; Ascomycota; Dothideomycetes; Pleosporales; Pleosporaceae
Exons: 2
Coding region: 97-1206 (369 amino acids)
Molecular function (GO): dioxygenase activity
Source: RefSeq, a predicted model, not a curated record